Messenger RNA from Diabrotica balteata, 2046 nucleotides. NCBI's taxonomy places the organism in Eukaryota, Metazoa, Arthropoda, Insecta, Coleoptera, Chrysomelidae. The record is from the annotation of a GenBank genome assembly.
UAUAAACAAACUUUCACUUCUAGUUACCAGCUACAAACAAAUCUUAUUUUAGUCGACGUUACUAUACUUGAUACAGUGUUUUUGAAAGGAGGAAAUCAGUUGGAAAAGCGUUCGGUUUUUUUGAAUUAGCAGGUGUUUCAGAAUAGGAUCUCGGGUCAGUUCACUCGGGAUUUUACAGUGAGCGGUAGCAAACAGCAGAAGAUGACGAGUGUUGGGGAUAUUUUGGAUUAUAAGAAGAAAGAUGAGGAAGAUUAUUAUUCUAUAUUGGGCUGUGAUUCGAAUUCUACGGUGGAGCAAAUAAACGCCGAGUUUAAAGUACGAGCUCUACAAUAUCACCCUGAUAAAAAUGCCGGAAAUAAAGAAGCCGAACAAAAGUUUCAAUUAUUAAAUGAAGCAAAAGAAGUGUUGACUGAUGCUCAGAAAAGGUUAAACUAUGAUAAAUGGAAGAACAGUGGUAUAGCCAUCAGCUACAAGCAAUGGUUGGGAAUGAAGGAACACGUACACCAGUCCAUGCAUUGGAGCAACUUAAAAACCAAAGAUCGCAUGCUGGAAUCCGGCGGCAAUUCUGGCCCAUCUAGCCUAGGAGCCGUGGGUACUUCACCGGCUCAUCGCAGAGCUUCUGAGGGUGGUGCAAAUCUACAUUGGGGCGGCCGCGGAGGCGGCUCCGCUUGGGGAGCGGACCCGCCCAGCGAGGUCGUCAACAAAUUUCGAAACUAUGAGAUUUAAACGGUGGCUCUCGACAUUCCUUAGUUCAUGUUUUGAAAUGAAAUGUCACAAAUUGAAGUAAUAGUAACAGAUUCAGCAAUUUAUAGUACAAGAAAAAAUCGUUUAAGUUCCAAUUUGAUGGCUUCAAAUUGUGGCAACAAUUGUGAUAGUUUCUUUGUUUUUAAAAAUUGUUUAAUUGUUAAAGUUUGAUUUUUCAACAGUGAAUAGAAACAUUUUUAUUUUGUAUGAUAAGUGCUCCGAAAAAUGAUUAACCUUAUAUUUUUCUGAGGACUUUUUGAUUACUUGUCGUAGGAUAUAUAGACAGUAUUUUUAGUAAAUUAUUAUGUAAUAUUUGCAAUUUAAUCUGAAGAUACACGAUGUCUCAACGUUGAUGAUUGAGGGCAAAUACAGUCAAAUUAUUUUUUAUUUAGGCCACAGUAAUAAAUCUUUUAAAUACCUGUAGAAACAAAAUUCCAAGAAAUUGAGAUUUAUCUCCAUCUAUUUCUGUCCAUUGUCAUGGUGUUUCAUUGACAAAAUUUAUCCGGACACACUAGUUCGCUGUGAAGACCAUAUACUAGUUCGUUCCCAUGUUUAAGCAUUAGUAAUGUGUAUCCGGCAUAAGCAAUCCCCCACUUACUGACCAACAGCUUCGGGUGGAAAAGUCGGUAAGUGAAAGAGCACCUUCUUGUCCUAGAAAUGGAAAAUCAUUUCUAAAGGCGGACGAACCAGACAUGAUUAACGGCGUGGAGAUGCAUAAGGCAACGGGAAACCAAUGCAUUAAAGGCUCAUAGAGCAUCCCUAGUUAAUCAUCAUGACUAACAAUACAACCAAACACUCUACUGAUCAUAAAACUCGGAAAACAAGAUCCGGCAGAGGAGGAAACUCACAAGACUGCAAGGCCUACCCGGUCGUCAACAUGCGAAAACCUUGCAAAGUAGCGACUUGGAAUGUUAGAAGUCUACAUCAAGCUGGAAAAGUACAUAAUGCCGUUAAAGAAAUGGAAAGGCUGAAUAUAGAUAUUUUAGGAAUCAGCGAGAUUAAACAUGUCCGAUGGCCAGACUCAGGAAAGAUAAAAAUCAACAAUAAAACAAUAUAUUAUUCAGGAAGACAAGACACAGAUAUGGUAUCGGGAUAAUAUCAAACAAAAAUAUUGAUAAGGCUGUAAUAAAUCUUACUUCCUUCCUCCAACAGAAUUAUACUUUUACAAUUAAACCGGAACAAAUACCCAAAAUAAAUAUCCUACAAGUUUAUGCUCCAACUGCAGACAACCCAGAGAGCGAUACUGAAAAUUUCUACGGAGGCCUAGACAACAUUUUAAAAUCCAUUAAAAUGGAAGAUGUA